ACUGUGUCAUUCUCUAGCAUGCCACUACCUCAUACUUCUUGUGGGAGAUAGUGCACUGCAACAAGACAAUGUGUACAUACCUUACACCCUGGAGAUUUGAACUUGUGAUGUCAAGUUCACAAAUUCUCCACCACUAAACCAACUCAGACUGUACUAUUGAAAAAAGAGAGUAACUAAUAACAGAGAAUUCCAAUCAACAAUUUGUUUAUAAUAGAGCAGGCUGUUAGAAUCCACAGCUUCUCUCUUUAGAGCUACCUAAGUUAUCUACGAACAUCUACAAUGGCAACUACAGUUAUUCCACGAGUCAUUCUAGGCAGUCAAGGUUUGCAGGUUUCUAAGUUGGGAUAUGGAUGCAUGGGGCUCACCGGAACAUAUAAUAAACCUCUCUCCGAAGAAGAUGUAAUUUCUAUGAUCAAGUAUGCUUUCGAGAAAGGCAUUACCUUCUUUGAUACAGCAGAUGUAUAUGGCGCCACUACCAAUGAAGUUCUUGUUGGGAAGGCCUUAAAGCAGCUUCCUCGUGACAAAAUUCAACUUGCAACAAAGUUUGGUGUUGUAACUACUGCUGAUGGUAAGAUAGAUGCCAAGGGUUCCCCAGAGUAUGUCCGGAAAUGUUGUGAAGAAAGCCUUAAGCGGCUUGACGUGGAGUACAUAGAUCUAUAUUAUCAGCAUAGGAUAGAUACGUCAAUUCCUAUUGAAGAAACCAUCGGGGAGCUCAAAAAGCUUGUGGAAGAGGGAAAAAUAAAAUAUAUUGGACUGUCAGAAGCCAGCGUUGACACCAUUAGAAGAGCCCAUGCAGUGCAUCCUAUUACUGCUGUUCAGCUUGAGUGGUCCCUUUGGACUCGUGACAUUGAAGAGGACAUAAUCCCAGUAUGCAGGGAGUUAGGUAUUGGCAUGGUACCAUACAGUCCUCUUGGUCGUGGAUUCUUCUCUGGAAAGGCAGUUGUGGAGAGCUUACCAGAAAAUAGUACAUUGAUUAAUCAUCCGCGGUUUAGAAGGGAAAAUCUGGAGAAGAACAAAAUUUUCUACACCCGGGUUGCAGAUUUAGCAAAAAAGUAUGGGUGUACAACUGGUCAGCUUGCUCUUGCAUGGGUCCUGCAUCAAGGUGAUGAUGUUGUUCCCAUUCCUGGAACUACUAAAACCAAGAACCUGGAUGAGAAUAUUGGCUCCUUGAACAUAAAACUCUCGCAAAGGGACUUGCAAGAAAUUGCGGAUUCAGUACCAGCUGAUGAAGUUGUUGGUAUCCGAGCUUAUGAUUCCUUCAGUCAUACGAUAUGGAGAUUUGCAGAUACCCCACAGAAAUCUUAGAAUAGAUAAUUGCUGUGGUAGAAUGAUCUCACUGCUUAUAGUUGGUUAAAUUUUCUGUAGCUAAAUUUAUAAGUAGUUAAGAGUUAUGCUAGGCUUAGAAUGGGUUGACAAACUUUAUUGCUUGUUGCUUGUCAUUCUAUACCUUAUCAAUAAAAUGUUUAUUAUCCCUAA
Molecule: messenger RNA, 1476 nt
Organism: Cryptomeria japonica (Japanese cedar)
Lineage: Eukaryota; Viridiplantae; Streptophyta; Pinopsida; Cupressales; Cupressaceae
Product: probable aldo-keto reductase 1
Exons: 7
Coding region: 280-1305 (341 amino acids)
Cellular component (GO): cytoplasm
Source: RefSeq, a predicted model, not a curated record